AGGGGACCCAGGCAACUUCGCAUUUCGUGUUUCGCAUUGCCUCUCAGCCGAUGACCAAGACUGUCACAAACAGAUCCUUGUUUCUGACAAGAACCUGGCAUCGUUACUAUUGUCAAAUUGCAGCUCGUCAACAUUUAACGCAACGUCAUCCAUGAUGUGAAUAUCAACACGGCCACACGCCUUUGGUAAAAGAGAACUGUGCUCGAAUGCGCAACAAGACGUGCUCAUGCUCCACAUGAUAUACCCUGCUACGGCUUCAUAGCGUGAGCAUGACUACAGAGUGGUGGCAGAACCUGCAGGAUUCCCUGUGUGAGACAACGCCUCGUCAAGGCCUGCAUCCCAUCCCUGGCAGUAAACCUCUCACUUUACUCGCUGCAAUCCUUCCACCACUUCUUUACUUCUUUGCUCUUCUCCUCCUUGCCCCGUCGCCUCCUCCCAUUGUUGAUCGACUCUCCGUCAAGGUACUUCGAAACAUACUCGCGCUGACCGCAGGUAUCCUUUUUUUCCGCCUUCCUCUUGUCUACCAUGUUCCUCAAAGCAUUGGCCUUACCUAUCAACUCGGACUUGUCGGCCUAUAUGGUGGCUGCCGAGUUCUCGAUGCCUUUUUCAUCAGUCCUUACCUUUUCGAUCACAUACCACGCCGAGUCAAGUACCAUCACCGUCUGAGGCUGGAGCGGAAAGAGUCGGAGUUACAAGAGCUGGCAAAGCAAUGGACAAAUGGAGGAAUAUCCGACCCUUUUCAACAUGCCGCAAAAUCCUCACAGCAUACAAUACACACGCCGAAAGCUGAUGAUGCUCCCAUCCCGAAGAACCGCAGCCUUCAACAGGGAAGCGCGUCGCUGACAGUUUCCACGAUACGUGCUUUCCGCAAUUCAUUCUCUGGACCAGAUCCUAUUCCCGUUUACGAGACGGCCCUGACAGAGACUGGCUGGCCUACGACUCUCGCGGAUCGUGCUGCAUGGGCUCUGGAACUUGAGCUUUCCAUGCGAGGUGUUGGCUUCACCUGGACCACUGCAGACAUCAGACAUACCAAGAAAACAUGGCUCCCUACUGUACGGAACCGCAUUCACAGCAUUCUUGUCCACGUUUGUCCGGUCCUCUUCGUGAGCUGGGCCAUGAUUAGGACCAUUUACUCGCGAUAUGUUCUGCCCCUUCAAGACGCUCCAUGGGAGACAUAUUCUGCCUACGAUCUAUUUGACGGCCGACUUCCUAUCAUUGUGCAAUUGCAGCUUACUGGCGCUCUUGGAGCUUUCUUGAUGGGUGCCUUUUCUUUUGGGCACUCACUCUUUGCCAUUAUACUGCACCCACUGCGACCCAGCCCGUUCGCCUUCUUUCCACCUCUGUACACCACGAGACCAUGGGAUGUUACCAGUGUCCGCAAGUUCUGGAGCUUCGGCUGGCAUCGGCUGUUUGCCAGACUUUUCCUGGUAUACGGCGUCUGGCCUGGGGAGUGGAUCGAACGCAGAUUGUUGGGGAGAAGUAGCGACAAGCCGGCCGAUAUUGGUAAGGUCCUCGGAGCUUUCUUGAGCAGUGCAUUUGUCCACAGCUUUGCAGUCCGUGGAGUCCUGGCUGGAGACUGGCAGAUGGCUACUGGUGAGGCGAAAUUCUUUGCAUUGAACGGGGUUGCCGUCGUCGUUGAGGGAGCCUUCGUACAGAUAGUCGAGAAAAGAAGACAAAAAAGAGGAAUUCCUGGUCGAAUGUGGUAUGACUCAACCGUGGGAAGAGUCUGGUGGAUGACUAUUAUCUUAUGGACCGGGAGAAAUUUCGCUAGAGGAUGGGUUAAGUCGAGCUUGGUUCGGGAAAUGGCUUUCCUGUGAUCUCAAAAGAUCCCUCAAGUACUAUUCUCCUUUCUGAUGUCCGGACUAUAUCCGCAAUAUGGUUCUCCAGAAUUUUAAGAUUGUCCGAAUCUCGACUGCUGAAUUCUCACGGCAAGAAAAUGUCCGAGAAAUGCGCUGGACAAUCAUGCAAAGAGUAGAGCUUUGGAAGCAAUUGGGCUCCCCAAUACCGCUCAACUUGAAUACCAAAUGUUGCCAACAUUGCUUUCGUGACGAGAAGCAUGAUGGUCGUGAGCCGUUGUACAUAGUAUGCCGGCACUGACCAAAGGACGAGGAGAACGAAGCCACGAGUAAUUGCUGUUGAUUUCCACAAAUUAACACGCGCCAGCAUUUGCUUUAGCAAUUUGGGGUUGGCACCAGGGCCUCGUUGCCGGUACCACACAGCCCAAUGUGGAUAAAACCACCAUUUGAGCAAUACUCCAUUGUCGAGUAUGAAGAAUCCAAUAACUGACAAUACCCACAAGAGAACACUGGAUAGCACACUCGACCAAGUCGUGUCAAAUAUGAGGAUUUGCGCGACAAGCAGAAUCACUGUUGCCAUGUGGAUGUUGAAAAGAGCUGUUGCGAGCAAAGGCAAUCGAGGCUCGCAACCAAUUCGACGAGCCACACUUUCCAAGAAGGCAUUGUAGUCGACCAACGUGUCGAGAUCAGGGCUCAAGUGGUAAUAUUCCCGCUCGGCUUUGGCGUCGAUAUGUGCUUGAGCCGUAUAAUCGACAGGAAGCCUUCGAGCUCCAGUCAUCAGCAACGCUAUAUAGCGGCUCAGCAUUUCGGCCAUCACCGGAAUGCCACCUUGAUGAGGUCUUGUAUAGCCAACGAAAAAGAGGCAAUGACCUAAGUUGGGCGGAAAGCAAUGCAGAAACCAUGACCGUGGAUUGGAUGACAAACAGAUCCCUUCUGAGAACUGAAUCCAUGGGAAUUCUACUCGAUAUCCAGUACAGAGCACUAUUGCGUCAAAUUGUUGGGUCUCCGUUGUGCCAUCCUGCCUGUGGAAGGUACAAUAUCUCCCUGUUGAGGAAAUGUUGCGACUGAGUUGAAUUUGAAUAUUGCCAUUGUGUAAUGCUUCACACAUCCGCUGGUUCUUGGUAACAUAGGUUGCUUGAUCAUUACGAAGAAAGGCCGAUUUAGUGCUAUCCAAGCACAUGCGCGACAAAGUGUUGUUCAGCACGGGAGUUUGCCAUAAUAUUCUUCGGAAAAUGCCGUAUGCUAACACAUUCUGCCCUGCACUCAUUCUCGAUGUCGUUGCCGCCUCAAGGAACCCAUUCGCAGGAAAGUCUGUUGUUUUGUUCAUCUGAAUCUGUUCCAACUCAUCACGUUUGUUGAGGUACCGUGGCCCAACACAGAGUGGUCUCCGCAGCCAGACACUCACAUUGGGCGAUAAGUCACCGAGUUCAGCUGCAAUAUCGGCACCACUUUCUCCUCCCCCAAUGACCAGUACUCUAAGCGACUUGUCUGCGACAUCCCGUUUGAAUGUUUCAUCGUACUGGGAGGAGUGAAUUAUCCGACCAUUAUAUCCGGCGAGUUCACGAGGUAUCGCUUUCGGAUACUGACUCGCACCUGUCGCCACGAUGAGUGCAUCUGCCUCCAUGUUGCCUUCGGACACCUCUUCACCGAGUGUUCGCCGUACAUGCAGAGACCAUGAGCCUUUGGAACUCAACUUUGCUGCUGUGACUUUUGUACGGUAUUGAAUGUGAGGUUCAAGGUUGAAGUGGUCUGUGUAGGCUUGCAAAUAUUGAAGAUAUUCUUCCGCGGUUGAAUACCGCAGCCUCAAAGGAUCAGGGAAGUCAGAAAAUGCCAUUGCCCAGUUUGUGAUUGUUAGGUGAAGAUUCGGGUAAGCCACAGCGCUGGCGAAGACACCACCUAGUCUGUCCUCUUGUUCACAAAUCAUGACAUUGUGACCGUGUUCAAGCAUUUCCUUCAAUGCCACCAGGCCGCAAGGCCCAGCUCCCACGAUCACAACACGCCUCAUAGUAUCGAUUCCACACGACUGUUAUGUUUCUAGUAUCGGACACACGCCGUAUAUAUCGCUCUCAGCGACCUUUACUCGCUGGACACUAGAUCUAUUACGGCUAUCUUGGGAUUUCAAAUCAU
Messenger RNA from Exophiala oligosperma, 3923 nucleotides. RefSeq lists its product as uncharacterized. The transcript has a single exon. Bases 270 to 1817 code for a protein of 515 amino acids. The record is from RefSeq and is a predicted model, not a curated record. Gene Ontology annotation, biological process: lipid metabolic process. NCBI's taxonomy places the organism in Eukaryota, Fungi, Ascomycota, Eurotiomycetes, Chaetothyriales, Herpotrichiellaceae.